AUGCCCGUUGGUAUUGAAGCAUGGCUCACUCAAAUACCGCCCAUAACGCGUGCAUGGCUUGCCCUGUCUGUGCUAACGAGUCUAGCUGUUCAAUGUCAACUUGUUACACCUCUCCAACUGUAUUUCAGCUAUAAAUCGGCUUUUACAAAUGUUCAGCCAUGGAGGAUGAUCACGACCUUCUUCUAUUUUGGCUCAAUAUCGCUUGACUUUGUCUUCCAUAUGUUCUUUUUCAUGCGAUAUAGCCGGAUGCUCGAAGAAUCAUCCUUUGCAAAUAGGAAGGCAGACUACUUCUGGCUCCUUUUAUCCUCUUCUUUGAUGUUACUCGCUCUGUCCCCUCUCGUCAACCUUCCCUUUCUCUCCUCUUCUCUCGCCUUUGUCCCCAUAUAUCUUUGGUCACGUCGACACCCAUCGACCCCGAUAUCGUUGUUCGGUUUGAUUACUAUCACUGCGCCUUACUUACCACUUGCGCUCGUUGCGUUUUCCUGGGUACUUAACGGCACCUGGCGUGCUGCAGCUGGUGAUCUCGUAGGCUGCGCUGUAGGACAUAUAGGGUGGUUCAUGAGGGAUGUAUGGGUGAGAGAGAUGGUGGGUGGGAAUAGCAUACUGAGUGAUGCGCCGGAAAUACUGUAA
Serpula lacrymans var. lacrymans S7.9 is the source of this 630-nucleotide messenger RNA. RefSeq lists its product as uncharacterized. Gene Ontology annotation, cellular component: Hrd1p ubiquitin ligase ERAD-L complex; endoplasmic reticulum membrane. The record is from RefSeq and is a predicted model, not a curated record. Lineage: Eukaryota; Fungi; Basidiomycota; Agaricomycetes; Boletales; Serpulaceae. Gene Ontology annotation, molecular function: misfolded protein binding; ubiquitin-specific protease binding. Gene Ontology annotation, biological process: endoplasmic reticulum unfolded protein response. Bases 1 to 630 code for a protein of 209 amino acids. The transcript is spliced from 5 exons.